UUCACGGAAAUGAUCAACAUUUGGCCAUAUCUGGUCACCUUGACCAUCUUACUGGUAUACCCGGUCCCUGGUUACGGCCAGACUCAUUUGUACCAGGAGUUAGAUAGUCACGGUAUGAGGCUGACUGCAUUGGAAGGAAUUGUGUUUAAUCUGACCAACACCUGUACCAAUAUUCAACAAAACUACGAAGAUAUCAAAAAGGAAAAUGGAUUGCUGAAGACGGCGGUUCAGAAUCUGACAGCUCGGUUAGAAGCUUUAGAACAGACAGGUACGGGGCAUGCUGCUCAUUCGAGCAUUGGUGGGCUAUCUCAACAUGUGACCCAUAUGCUAUCGUCAACAGCUGUAUCAACAUCGCCGACCACUACUGUAUCAACAACAUCGCCAACCACCACUGAAUCAACAACGCCGACCACCACUGAAUCAACAUCGCCGACCAUUCCUGUAUCAACAUCGCCGACCACCACUGAAUCAACAACGCCGACCACCACUGAAUCAACAACGCCGACCACCACUGAAUCAACAUCGCCGACCACCACUGAAUCAACAACGCCGACCACCACUGAAUCAACAACGCCGACCACCACUGUAUCAACACCAAACAACAAUAUUAUGACGAAAACAACGUCAACCCUUAGGCCGAAAGCGACACCGAAAGACUGUGCCCAUGCGCAGAGGAUGGGGUCAAUACAAAGUGGAGUAUACAGAAUACAACCCUCGGAUGGAGUAAGAACCUUUGAAGUGUACUGUGAUCUGGAGCAUGAUGGCGGUGGUUGGACCACAAUACAAAGACGUGUCGACGGGACUGAAAACUUCGAAAGAAAUUGGAACGACUACAAAAGUGGAUUCGGAAAUGUAUCUAGGAAUUUCUGGAUAGGUAAUGACCUUCUUCAUAGCUUGACAAAUGAGGGUCACAUGACUCUUCGCGUUAACAUAGAAGAUUGGAACAGAUUACAGAAGUGGGCGGAGUACCGGGAUUUCAAUGUCGGCAGUGAAUCAAGCUGGUACCAGCUAAGUGUAGGAAAAUACACCGGGACUGCUGGCGACUCCUUCCACUACCCUGCUUCGUCACUCCUCCGCCAUGAUGGUAUGAAGUUCAGUACACCUGACUGCGACAAAGACCACAGCUUUCAGCAUUGUGGGCGUCUGCUCAAAUCUGGCUGGUGGUUCAACAGUUGUUACAGUUCUAACUUGAAUGGGCCCUACCUGACCCAGCCUAGUGGGAAUCACAUAUAUGGAGAGUCUUGGGGUCAGCCAUCAAUGGACGGGACUGGUAUAGAGUGGUACCCGUGGAGGAAACACCAGUAUUCAUUUUAGAUUCUCCGAAAUGAAAGUCAGACCAGCUGAUUUCGUCUGAUACAUUCGGUACUUUUAUACAUCUUUCAAUUUUUGCAUUAGCUUCGUAAUCAAAUAGAUAGUUACAACACCUACUGGCAUUUUUGUUACCUGUAUUGUCGUUGUUCGCGAGAUUCUAUUUAUGCUCACAAUACCUGUACACAUGUCUAGGACAAUAAUACCAAAAUAAGUGUGAUCGGCAAAAUAUGGAAAUGGAAACAUUGUUUUCAUGUUAAUGUUUUUUCACAGCAUAUCUUAUUUUAUGAUAAGUUGUAUAAACAAAAAACACUGACUACUGAACACUUAUAUUCUUAUUUUUAUUGUCAUGGAAAUAUGAAGCCAUUACUAUGAUACAUUGUCUUCUACGUUUAACCAAUGAGACAUUAUAAUUAAUCAUGUUUUUGACCAAUGUUUCGUUGAAUGUAUUACUACUAGAACCUAUGCUAAAGUAUCACAUUGCCAGAAUAGAGGUAAGAAUUCAAAAGAAAUCGAGGAAAUCAAUAUAAAAAUAAUAUAAUGUGGUAAGGAAUCUUAACAACACACACGCAAACCAAUAUCGGUGUUUGUUAUGCAAAGUGAUCUUCAUGUUUAAACAAGUUUUGGCAAUAUACUCUCCCCUAUUCAAUAUGAAUAACAUUUUUUUUUGUAAAUAGAAUUAUGCUUAAAACGUUUCUGACAUCAGACUGAUUAAACACAUAUACACUCAUCCGAUGAUUCCAACAAAACCAGUACAUGAAAUACACUAGUAUACAUUAGUAUUACUUCUCCACUAAUUCCACGAACAUAUCGUGAUAUGUAUAUUUUGUGGCCUCAAAUAUUUUGUCAAUGUAUGUGUAUAAACAUGUAUAUUUUGUGGCCUCAAAUAUUUUGUCAAUGUAUGUGUAUAAACAUUUCAGCAUAUAAAUCUGUUUAAAAAUAAUCAAAGAGGACUUGACAAUGACAAUGGAUAAAAACAAAUAUUGCCUGCCAAAGAAACUGUUCACAAGUCCUCUAAAGAUUAAAAGUUAGAUACACAACUAAGUACUCUAUCAAUGGUAGUUCACACAUAUUAAACAGUUUCCGUCUGAAUUUGAUUAUUCAAACAUAUACAAAUAAAAAACAUAAUACCUCUAAUAAAAUCCUUGUAGGAGACAUCAAAUAAAUAAAAUGUGUUAAAAUAAAAAAACAUAUCUAUUCAUAAAAUACUGCAAAAUAAGUAAAAUGAUUUGAUCUAACUUUGUUAAAACAAAAAGUUGCUUAUUAGAGAAAGUUCUACAAGAUAAUGUUGAUCGAUGAUUCAGGAAUAUCUAAUACAUUAUAAGACUAUCGGUAGUGUGUACUUGGUGUAACAUUAAGUGUAGAUCAGUCUGUUGAGGACCAGACAGUAAAACCAGUCGGUACAAAAUGUCUUGUUCUGAUUAUUGAAUCAUAGAAUCGUCAUCUGGGGAAAUACGACGUAAAAGCAUCAGAACACUUGACGCUGCAUUGAUCUUACUGUACACUGUACACUACAUUUGUUGAGAGAUACAAUUCUGAUCCUACCACCCUGGUCACAAGGGCAUUAAUUCAUCUAAGUGUAACUAAAAAGUCUGAUGAACAUCACAAUACAACAAGCACAACAUAUUUUGCUCCGAUAGCAAUAUUAUGUAGGACAUUGAUGGUAGGACAAUCGUUCCUUCAAUAUUUUGUACACAUUAAAAUUAUAGAUUUGAUAGGUUUAUAGAUCAAUUCUUCAAUCUGGAGGUAUCUAAUUGUAAACACCAAUUCAUUUUGCGACUCAUAUCUUUAUAAUGCAAUGAAUAUCUUUAAGAGAGUAGUCUGGAUUACCAUAAAAUGACUGAUGAUUCACUACCUAAAGCAGGAUAUAAUACUAGUAGAUUACAUCAAUUUAACAGCAAAGAUUUCAGGUUAACAGCCAGGCUGGAGCCAGAGAGAGAGACAGGCUGGAGCCAGAGAGAGAGGCAGGCUGGAGCCA
Pecten maximus is the source of this 3286-nucleotide messenger RNA. RefSeq names its product fibrinogen-like protein 1. The record is from RefSeq and is a predicted model, not a curated record. NCBI's taxonomy places the organism in Eukaryota, Metazoa, Mollusca, Bivalvia, Pectinida, Pectinidae. The transcript is spliced from 5 exons. The coding region runs from base 10 to 1314 and encodes 434 amino acids.